AUGUCGCAACGUGGUAGUCCUUCCCCACGAGUCGCCGAGGCCAUUGGGCGCAGCCCUCAUCACGAAGAGCGCCAAGAAGAAAAGGAUCGUCCUCGUUUCCGCUUUGGGCUAGCGGUACAUUCGCGACGAAAACUGACCCAGCUCGGGUCGCUUGCCGCGUACGUCGUUUUGGUAGCGCUAGGUUCGCUUUGUCUGACGUCUCGUCUCCACCUUCACACCUCGAUGCCGGUGUCGAGAACAUCUCCCACGUUGGAUCUUACCAUGGACGAUACGAGUGCCACCAGUACUCUUCCCGAGGAGUCACCCGUGUCUCUGUGGCGUACACUGCUCCGAACAAAUACCAAAGCCGUUGCUGCAAAGGAAAAGGCAUCCGUAUCCGUUCAACUCGCCCAGAUGUCCAGCGAACCCUUGCCUCCAGGUGUCGUGGAUUUGCCCCAAACCAUCAAAAGUACCGAGAUUCCUCCCACCAACAAGACAUUGGUGGUAGUCCUGGGCGACUUGCGCUGCGGAGAAAACGCGUGGCAAUCUCUCUACCGAAACGUGCUCGACGAAAACAUGGCCGAUCUCGCGGUCUUUUCCCAAGUACCCGUACAAGAAACCUACCGACACGCCAACGUCAGUAUUUGGGAACGAGCCCGCCACGUCGAGAUUGUGCCGCGGUACCACGAUUGGGCUGAUGCGAUCGACCAUUUGGCCGGAGAAAAGCUCUGGCGGGACGAGGUCCUGCAGCGCUACACUCCGCACACGCAUCCACUCAUGCUCGGGGGAAUCCGCGGCUUUCAGUCGAGCGCGGCUAUUGUCUUUUGGUUCCGCUGGUACUUGGCGCAACGCAUCCGCACGUUGCAGUGGGCAACGCAGUAUGAUCGCUUCAUCAUUACCCGGACCGAUCAGUACUACUCGUGUCCGUUACGUAUGAAUACGCUCCAGCCGGAGCGUAUUUGGGUGCCUACGGGGCAGAACUAUCGCGGAAUAACCGAUCGAUUCUAUAUUGCCCCGGCCGAUGUAAUACUGGAAACUUUGGAAGUGUUUCCACUCUUUUUGCGACAACCAGACAUCUUUGCCAACUUUACGAGCAGGCUUAUGAAUCCGGAAACCUUCCUGCGAACCAUGUGGACGAAAGCCGGACUGUUGUCCCGGGUGUACCGAUUUCGUCGAAUCAUGUUUACCUGCAUGACUCCGAUUGACACCACAAAAUGGGGAGUCAUGCGAGAGAAGGUUCAGGAAGGAGUCCAUCUCAAGUACCCUGGGGAGUACACUGACUUGGCUGAUAUUUGUGAACGAGUUAACCAUCCGGAACGGUACCCGUUUCCUUACCGGAAAGGUUUAGAGCGAGAAGAUCUUCAAUAG
Molecule: messenger RNA, 1347 nt
Organism: Phaeodactylum tricornutum CCAP 1055/1
Lineage: Eukaryota; Bacillariophyta; Bacillariophyceae; Surirellales; Neidiaceae
Exons: 1
Coding region: 1-1347 (448 amino acids)
Source: RefSeq, a predicted model, not a curated record